Harpegnathos saltator (Jerdon's jumping ant) is the source of this 8433-nucleotide messenger RNA. Its product is annotated as HEAT repeat-containing protein 5B. The transcript is spliced from 34 exons. The record is from RefSeq and is a predicted model, not a curated record. Gene Ontology annotation, biological process: retrograde transport, endosome to Golgi; endocytosis; intracellular protein localization. Lineage: Eukaryota; Metazoa; Arthropoda; Insecta; Hymenoptera; Formicidae. Gene Ontology annotation, cellular component: endocytic vesicle; Golgi apparatus; membrane. The coding region runs from base 305 to 6652 and encodes 2115 amino acids.
AAGCGGCUGUUCGCCAUUGCAAUAAUAAUUUGUAGCACGGUAUUUAUAGAUGAUGUACGCCGCAUAAUGCUGUCAUUGGCGUGUCGUGGAGUGUUGCGGUUGUUUCGCUCUUGAAAAUAUUCGUGAACGUGGCAUAUUGCGCAAUUAUACACAUUGAGCAUAAAAAUAUGACAUCCUGCCAAGGAUACGGAGUGUCAUAAAAAUGUCUCUGGUCACUGAGUGAUAACAUUUGGACCGUUCUUUCUUGUGAAAGACAGUGGCUGAUAUUUGAAAACAAUUUGUGCAUGUAUAUCUAUUUGAAAGGAUGAUGGAGUUGAGUCAUAGUCUGACCCUCAAUGAGGAUGCUCUUAAUCAAAUCCCAGAAGCCAAGCGGCCAGUUUUUAUCUUUGAAUGGUUACGCUUCUUGGAUAAAGUCUUGGUUGCUGCUCAAAAGAGUGAUAUUAAAGGAUGCCAGCAAAAACUUGUAGAGCAACUGACCAGACAUAUGCAAGGAGCUCCUGGUCCACCCACACGACGUCUUAUAGCAAGAUGCCUUGCUACCUUAUUUAGUGUUGGUGAUACAUUUUUGCUUUUUGAUACUGUCAACAAAUGCAAUGAUAUUCUGAGAAAUAAAGAUGACUCACCAAGCUUUCUACCUACAAAGUUAGCUGCUAUUUGUUGUGUGGGAUGUAUGUAUGAAAAACUAGGAAGAAUGAUGGGCAGGUCAUAUGAAGAGACAGUGCAAAUUCUGAUAAAGUCCUUACGUUCUGCAGAAUCACAAACACGAAUAGAAAUUAUGCACACAUUGGAAAAGGUAUGUGCUGGGAUGGGAUCAGCAAUAACUAAUGUGCAUAAGGAGAUAUAUAAAGUUUCCAGGCAUUAUUUAACUGACCGAGUAAUGGCAGUGAGAUGUGCUGCUGCUAAGUGUUUAUUGGAAAUGCUGAAUCAUGCUCCAUUUUUAUAUACAACCGAGAUUGAAAGCGUGGCGACAUUGUGCUUUCGGGCAUUUGAAGGUUCCAAUUAUGAAGUAAGAUGUUCUGUUGCUAAAUUGCUGGGCACCUUGGUGGCAAUGACGCAACUUCCCUCGCCCAAGAUAAAAAAUCCUACGGUUGCUCACAAUAAAGGCGCCAAACAGACAUCUCUCGAGGAGGUGUUAAAUAUCCUGAUGUCCGGAUUUCUGAGAGGUGGCGUCGGUUUCCUGAAAGGAACUGGUGAAAUAAUAAAAGGGAGUUCCAGCAUAAAUAGAGAAGUGCGAGUUGGAGUGACACACGCUUAUGUAAUAUUUGUACAAAUGCUGGGAGGUACUUGGCUGGAACGGAACGUCGGCGCGCUAGUUGCGCACGUUCUAGAUCUGGUUACGAAUCCGAAAGCUGCUAAUUCACACGUCGAGGCGGUAUACUCGCGCAAAUGCGUGAAUUUCAUAUUGCGCGGUACCGUUGGCAAAUUAUUGGGUGAAGGGGCUCAAGCCGCUGCUUGCAAAGAAAUAGCACAUAUUAUCUUAAAACAGAUGAAUUCUAUCGAUUUCAGUCCUGAGAAUGCUAAAGACUGUAAUCAAGAGACGCUAUUUAGCCAGCACUUGUUGGUCUGCGCGUUACAAGAAAUGGGUAAUUUGAUACUGGGACUAGGUACCACAGCCACGAAUUUAUUGUCUGAUCAAUCUCUGAGUUUAAUCGAUACUAUAAUGGCUGUACUGGUGCACCCGUGUCAAGCGGCUAGGUUGGCUGCCUCUUGGUGCUUACGGUGCAUAUGUGUGGCAGUGCCGAGCCAAAUAACACCUUUGAUCGAUCGCUGCGUUGACGGAAUUGAGAAUAUGCGUAGCUCACCAGAAGCGAUCGCUGGUUACAGUAGCGCUCUCGCUGCAGUGUUGGGAAGUGUUCGUUUGUCGCCUCUGGGAGUCCCUCACACUAAGGGGAAGAUCAUUUUCAAUACAGCGGAAGAACUGCUCAGAAGCGCAAGCCAGAACAGCCGUUUGUCUUUGAACCGCACGCACGCAGGAUGGCUCUUAAUAGGAGCAAUAAUGACUCUAGGUACCGCAGUGGUGAAGGGCUUAUUGCCGAGAAUGUUACUAUUGUGGAGAAACUCCUUCCCGCGUUCGAACAAAGAGCUCGAGAGCGAGAAAGCGCGGGGCGACGCUUUCACGUGGCAGGUGACUCUGGAAGGACGUGCUGGCGCACUUUCCGCUAUGUACAGCUUCCUGCUGCAUUGCCCGGAGCUUCUGAAUGACGAUAUUACACGGCGAUUGCUCACACCGAUCGAAUCUGCCCUGGCGAUGCUGACAAAUUUGUCACCCGUUUUGAAGAAUUAUGGUCAACAGCUGAAAGCUCCCGCGGCUAUGGUGCGUUUACGCUUGUACGAAACGCUGUUGUUGUUACCACCGCAAACAUUCGAAGGUUCUUACACGCAUCUUUUGAGGAUGCUGGUGUCUGAAUUCACGCUCACCGAUAAUCCUGGAAACACGACUACUUCGUUGCUACGUGUAGUUUGUCACGCGAACGAUUCCGUGAUUCUUGGAACGUGGCUUCAGGAGACCGAUCAUCGUACGAUAGAGGAUCAAAUGGAACCAAACAGAAGGGCAGAUUUGGAACAUCUUCAACCAAAUAGUGCUGCUGGGUCCGGUGCAUUAGAGCAUAACACAUGCUGCCUUUACAGACCGAUACCACAUGUGAGCUUAAAGUCUACCUUACAUUCCAUCGUCAUUUGUCGCUACAAAUUCGAUAAAAUUGUAACAAAUUACGAUUGUUUGCAGAUUGAAAUAAUACCCGGUCCAUUGCCAUUGGGCGUAGCGGUGAUCGACUUAUCGGUCACGUUGUUCGGCCAAAUCUUCCCACGUGUAGCGAACAAGCACAGACUGCAGAUGCUGGAUCACUUCAGCGAGUGUAUAAAGCAUACAAAGUCCGGUAGGCAGGAGGCGAUACAGAUGAAUGUGUUCACGGCUGUAUUGAGCGGGCUGAAGGGCCUGAACGAGGCGAAGACAGGUUUCGGGCAGGAAGACGUCAAAAAAUCAGCAACUAAUCUUAUCAUCAGCACACUGGUCAGCGGUAAUCCUAUUCUACGAUGGGCCGCGGGAGAAGCGGUUGGCAGAAUGGCGCAGGUGAUUUCCGAUCCGAAAUUCACUGCGGAAUUAGCGCAGACCAGUUUCGACCGCUUGAAGUCUGCGCGCGACGUCGCCAGCAGGACCGGCCACUCGUUGGCGUUAGGCUGCUUGCAUAAGUACGUCGGCGGGAUGGGUUCCAGCCAACACCUCAACACCAGCGUCAGCAUCUUGCUCGCUCUCGCGCAGGAUAACUCGUCUCCCGUAGUACAAGUUUGGGCGCUUCAUGCUCUGGCUCUGAUAGCUGAUUCCGGCGGACCAAUGUUCCGAGGCUACGUAGAACCUACGUUGUCCCUGGCGCUGACUCUCCUUCUCAACGUUCCUCACUCUUACAUCGACGUGCAUCAAUGUAUCGGCAAGGUCUUGUCGGCGCUGAUCACGACGAUAGGACCGGAAUUACAAGGUAACACAUCGACGAUCUGUAUGGCGCGGUCAUCGUUCUUGUGUGCGUGUGCCAUUAUGCAGGACCAUCAGGAUCCACUUGUUCAAGCGGAAGCAACCGGCUGCCUCCAGCAAUUGCAUCUAUUUGCACCGAGACACGUCAAUCUGUCUUCCCUCGUUCCUACGUUAUGUCGUACUCUGUCUAGUAAUCACUUGCUCCUGCGUAAAGCGGCGAUAUCGUGUCUCCGGCAACUCGCUCAGCGCGAGGCGAAGGAAGUGUGCGAGCACGCGAUGACGUUAGCUAAUGAGAGCCGAGACACUAAUGUGGUGGAGGGUCUCGUGAUCACGGAGACCGGGCUUCCAGGCGUUCUCUUCAGUAUGCUCGAUACGGAAACCGACAGUAAACUGAUCCGAGAUAUUCACGAUACUCUAACCAGCAUGCUGCAAAUAUUAGCGGCCGACAAUCUGUCUCAGUGGUUAUCAUUGUGUAAAGACGUUCUCACGAUAGCUUCAGAAUCGAGUACAAUCGAGGAAGGUAACACGGCGAAUGUAGAAGAUAGUACCGCUGAUAAUGAGAACGCGGAUGCGGAAGGUGACGACGAUCAGGCCGAAUUCCACGCCGACGAAUCCGCCAAGCAGCGGCCGUCCAUCACGCCGAGAUGGCCAACCAGAGUCUUCGCGGCGCAAUGUGUCAGACGCAUCGUCGCAGCCUGCGUGAAUAACAAGCAAGCGCACUUUGAUCUCGCCUUGGCCAAAGAGAUGCAGCUGUCUAAGGGCAAAGGAGACUUCCUGGUGUUACAUCUUUCGGAUUUGGUGCGCAUGGCGUUUAUGGCCGCCACAAGCGAUUGUGAUCCGCUGCGGCUCGAAGGUCUGAAAACCCUGCAAGAGAUCAUUGACAAAUUUGCCAAAGUUCCUGAGCCGGAGUUCCCCGGACACUUGUUGCUCGAGCAGUUUCAAGCACAGGUUGGAGCUGCUUUAAGACCAGCAUUUUCCGCGGAGACCCCGUCGCACGUAACGGCCGCAGCCUGUGAAGCUUGCAGCGCCUGGAUCGGCAGUGGCGUUGCCAGAGAUCUAAAUGACCUUCGAAGGGUGCACCAGCUGCUCGUGUCCUCCUUGGAGAAAUUGAGGGAGGGUAAUACUCGGCCGCAGCUUUACAACGAGAGCUUGUCGACGUUGGAGAGAUUAGCGAUCCUAAAAGCAUGGGCGGAAGUGUACGUAGUCGCUAUGAUAAGAGAUGGCUCAGCGUUGAACAGCAAAGACACGACUAAUCGAAAUACGAAUCAGACCGACGAAUCGAACGAUGAGGAUUUCGGGGAGUUUGAAUUCCAGAGCGAGAGCUUGUUGAGUCUCGUCCAACCAGAGCUGUUGAGUUUGAGUCAACAUUGGUUGUCCGCGCUAAGAGAUCACGCGUUACUCUCUUUACCACCCGAGUUCUCCAGUCAGUUGCCGCACGACGGUGGAGCCUUUUACACGACGGACACGAUGGAGUCCGCGCGUCCUCAUUACGUAGAAUCGUGGGCGCCGAUUCUCCAUGCCGCGACACUUUGGCUGAACGCGAGAGGAUUCGAAAUGGGCAACAAUAAUCAAGAGAAAGCGACUAAUACGACUAACAACAACAAUAACCACAACAAUAAUAACAACAAUGACGAGACCUCGAAAACCAACAUGAAUGUUGAGCGUUUUCACUUAUUAUUCGGUAUAUGCAUGGAGGCUCUGUGUAGUCCUCGCUCUUCUGAAUCUCCGCAAAAUAUAGAGACAUGUUUGAAUGCUUUGUACACCCUACUCGAUUCGACAUGGGCGCGCAAGGUCUUCAUCACAGACCGUUCGUUGCCCAUCGAGUUGUGUAAUGUUCUUCACAGAUUGCUCUUAACGCGGGAAAACUACGUAAUUCAGAUGAUAGUGAUGGAAGUGUUGAAGCAAGUGAUGAAGGCAGCGCAGGAGGAUCUCGCUGCCAAAAAGAAACUAAAGCUUAAAGAUGACACACCGACGGCGCAAGAAAGUAACGAAGCAUUGGAGGUGGAUCUGUUGGGCGAGGGAGAGGAGAGUGGUGAGUUGACGCCAGGCAAAUCGCUAGUGUUCGCUGUCUUGGAGGUGUGCUUGUGUCUCUUGGUGCGGCAGAUACCGGCGUUAAAUCCGAAUCCUGGCGGCGCUACCGCCAUCUUGUCUCAGAAAGGAUACGUGCCGUCUGAAGAGAGCGGCAAGUUGAUCGCUCUGUCGCUCAACAUAUUGGAAUCUCUUCCUACUUUGUGUUCUCCGCAAGGUGCAGUAGCAAUCCUCCCGACGUUGUUGUAUUUGGCAACGGGUGUAAUACGAGAAACUGCGGUGCGUUCGGACAACGAUAUCACCAAAGCCGGUGCCGAAGCGCCUGUCCAUGCAGCGUUACACUGUGUCAAAAGUCUUACUAUUAACAAGUACGCCAAGGAUCACAGGAAUCGGGAUCAAUGGACAGGGUUGCUGCGAAGCGCGCUUGCGAAGAUCAUCGACCUGGCUAAAACAGGAAACGACGAAACCAAGAUGGACGAAGUGGCUAUGAUGUUGGGUAUCGCAGUGUUUGUGCUUCACGCAUCGCCGGAGGUAGUGAGUGCCCCGAAUCUGCAAUUCCCAUGCAUCAAUCAUUUCCGUCAUGCGUUUCAGUCUGAGAACAUAACGGUGAAGCUGAAAUGCGUGCAAACGUUAAGAACGAUAUUCCUGCAUCCUGAGCGCAACAUAAGUACCCCGUACAUCCACGCUCUCGCGCCGCGACUGGUGGAAUAUCUGUACAGUGAUAAGAGUAAGCAGGUGACAAACGACAUGGAAUUAACAUUUACUCUGGAGUGUAUCAGCACGGUGGAAGCUCUCAUAGGACUUGCCGAUCUUCCCAAUCGAGAUCUGUUACAAGGUAUUCAAAUGCUGACCUUACUUGUGCCAAUUUUAAUCAAUUAUUUGCUGGAGGGCGAUGAACUUCAGCGCGCUACAAAGUAUCAAGCAAGUCUUCAUCAACAGAGUUUUCAGUGGCUCAACAAGAUCGGGCCAAAGUAUCCGCAGGAAUUUAAGACGCUGAUGUCACAGUCCAGCGAGUUGAAAACCAAAUUGGAAAACGCUGUGAGAUCCAGCCACCAGCAAGCGCAGCGACUUAGCCGACCAGUCGAUCCCGUGAAGCCGCAGAUCAAGAUAUCUGCGCCGUCGAUCAAGCUAAAGACCGACUUUUCGAACUUCAAUUAGAGAGAAAUUAGAAAAAAAUAUAAUACGACAGUAGAGAUGAGAAAGAGCGUGAUUGCGCGAUCGCGCAACUGAACCGACGCGAUGAUUGUCGGUUAAUUAAAUCGAAUUAGUCGCUACAUGUAAAAUGUUUUAGUAUCGUGAUAAUUAUCAAGUGAUAAUAUCCCACUUAGGAUUUCGCUGUUACGAAGAAGCUUACCCGAGUGUACUUAGAGUUAAACGAUCAAAAGUCGAUAACAUCGCGGUGAAUAAGAUACGCAAAGGAUGGUUAAAAGAACUACGUGAACAAGAAAAAUCGAGGUCAAUUAAUCAAGUCACUAUCGUGAGAGAAACGGUGUUUACUUUACAUUCUUUUCAUUCCGUUUCACUUUCUCAUACGAUUCGCUGAAUACGAUAACGUUCCUUAUUUUUCAAUCGUACUUUCCAAAGUGCAGGAAAAGAGCAUUAUAUUAAAUUUGUAAGUUGUGUAUAUAUAUGUAGAGUAUAGUUUGUAACAUUAUAGAAAUUAUUAAUUUAUUUAGUAAUAUAAAUGAAUUCAAGAUUUUAUUCCGUAAAAGGGGCGUUACGAUUAAAACGAUUGCGGAACGAUCCCAACACGACGUGCACAAAUUAAUUUAUAGAUAGUGGUACGCUCGUGUAGACUAUUUCUCUUCUCACUAUGAAUCGUAUCAAUCGUUCGGACGCUUGAUUUUUAACCCGCUCGUAACGUAACGCUCGUGACGUACAUUUUACUAUACCGAUGAAAUUAUUUAUUAAAGUAUAAAGUUUCUCUUGGGAAUAUAUUAUUUGCCAUAAGAACGAAGACGAACGUAAAUCAUAGAGACACUCUGGUUAAAACGAGAACCCACUUAACGUUCUUCUUAUAAGAAGACUGAUAAUUUGCUGUGCAUUUUAAUUUAAUGAUUGAUUAUAUACUAAUAGUAUUUUACAUGCAUUUUUUUAUGUGUCUAGAACUAAUAGUAGAACCGCGCUAGCAACUAUCGAGGGAACUGUCUGACACGACAUAUCGAUUUAUACCGAGCUCUUUCGUAAUACCUGUUUUUCUUCGUAUGAACAAUGAUCUUUUCCCGACUUUUACGAGAUGCAUGAGAAGCACAUCUAUCGAAUUAACUCUAUUCAAUACUGGUAUCACAGCGAGACAACGGAUCAAUUCUUAACUCUUAGAAUACUUAAGAACAGUUCUUCGUCAAACGUAGAUUGUAACCCGAACUGAACUGAAAGAACUGACAGUGAACUGUGUGGAUGGAUAUCGGAACGAGGCAAUUUGAAAUUGAGGACUUUCUUCCGAAUUUGAGACGGCAAUGACCACGUUUACACGUCUCGUCUAGUCGGCGUUAGUAAUAUUCAUAGUUAUAAUUUUUUGAAACGCAUGUUGGUUUAAAGGAUUCUGGUCUAUUAAUCUACAUACAUUUUCGUUAACAAAUAACAGCAAAUGACACAAUACCGGUGUAAAGUACAGUUCAUAUUUAGCACACGCACCUCUAGCAUUGAUAUUUACAACGUCGGAAAAUUACUAAACCGAUUGUCGUGUAAGCGUGCGUUAAUUGAUUGGGGACAUCGUUUUAUAGGCAUUAUGUAGUAAGUCGGUCAGAUGUAGUAAUUUAGAUACGGCAGUAUAGAUUGCGAUGCAUGUUGCAGCGUGAGUGUCGGUGGGUGCAAUUUUACAACGUGGACUAAGUCUUUACAUAAUAGUCAUUUUGUAAUAGCGUAGCGUCCCUGUGAGAAACAAGUAGAUUGGAAUUCAUCACGCAAGAAGUUGAGUCCUUACAUAAAUUUCUUUCAAU